AUGGACCGUCACCAGCGCGUUGUCGCGCAAGUCGCGUCCAAAGUCAAGGAUUAUUUCACACGAAAAGAGCCAUUUCGCAUAUCACAUGGCUCCACGAACAGCACACGCCCGAACCUAAAAAAGCAUGUCGUUGACAUAAGCGCUCUACGAAAUGUCAUCCAAGUCGACACUCAGAACAAGAAGGCGCUUGUGGAGCCCAAUGUGCCCAUGGAUCGGUUGGUGGAGGCGACUUUGCCACAUGGUCUCGUGCCGCCUGUUGUCAUGGAAUUCCCUGGCAUCACUGUAGGAGGUGGGUACGCAGGAACAGCAGGCGAGAGCAGCAGCUUCAAGUUCGGCUUCUUUGACCGCACCAUCAACGAGGUGGAAAUGGUCAUGGCCGACGGCAAGAUCAUCAAGGCAAGCGAAAAAGAGAAAGAAGAUUUGUUCCGGGGCGCUGCUGGCGCAGUCGGUACUCUUGGUGUCACUACUCUUGUAGACCUGAAUCUUAUCGAGGCCAAGAAGUAUGUCAAGACCACAUACUAUCCGACCCGCAGUGUUGCUCAAGCUGUCAAAGAGGUCAAAGAGCAUACCGAGGGCGAAGAUGGUUCGCGAAAUGAUUACGUGGAUGGCGUGCUGUUCAGUAAAGAUCACGGUGCUAUCGUCACGGGCGAAAUGACAGACCAACUCCCUGCGGGUACCAAACCGCAGACUUUCAGCAAUCCCUGGGACCCAUGGUUCUAUCUCCACGUGGAGGCAGCAACACGAAACUCUAACGAGCCAGUCGUGGAAUACAUCCCGUUGGCAGAGUACAUGUUCCGCUACGACCGUGGUGGCUUUUGGGUUGGUCGGUCAGCCUUCAGCUACAUGCGCUUUCCCUUCAACAAGUACACACGAUGGUUCCUCGAUGACUUCCUGCAUACGCGCAUGCUUUACCGCGCUCUACACGCAUCUGGAAUUGCGACACGCUAUAUUGUGCAGGACAUGGCGUUGCCCUACCCAAAUGCUGAGAAGUUCAUCGACUACACAGACAAAACGUUCAACAUCUGGCCGCUGUGGCUCUGUCCGCUCAAGCAAAGCCCGCAACCGACCAUGCACCCACAUACCAAAGGCGCUCUCAAAUCAGACCAAAUGCUGAACAUUGGUCUCUGGGGCUUUGGACCCAGCGAUCCCGCUACCUAUCUCCAGAAGAACCGCGCGCUCGAGAAGACGCUUGGGGAGAUGGGCGGCAUGAAGUGGCUGUAUGCACAAACAUACUAUAGCAAAGACGAGUUCUGGGCGCAGUUUGAUCGCAAAUGGCAUCAAGGGCUAAGAAAGAAGUACAACGCCGAGAUGCUUCCAGAAGUGUAUGAUAAAGUACAUGUUGAUGUUGGAAAGUACACGGAGAUGGCAAACAAGGACUGGGGACUCCGACUGAGGAACAUCUGGCCAUUGGGCGGGUUCUGGGGUAUCUGGAAGUCAAUACAAAGCAAAGACUAUAUGAUCGCGAGAAAUUCGACAUGGAGGUGGAGAAGCUGA
Molecule: messenger RNA, 1494 nt
Organism: Exserohilum turcica Et28A
Lineage: Eukaryota; Fungi; Ascomycota; Dothideomycetes; Pleosporales; Pleosporaceae
Exons: 1
Coding region: 1-1494 (497 amino acids)
Biological process (GO): steroid metabolic process
Cellular component (GO): membrane; cytoplasm
Molecular function (GO): FAD binding; Delta24(24-1) sterol reductase activity
Source: RefSeq, a predicted model, not a curated record